AUGCCCAAAGUCCGCGGAGAGGAGGGCAUCGGGGUGUACCUCCGCAUCCGGCCGCCGCCGACGUCGCAGCAAAGUCGCCUGCUCGCCACCGGCGGCGGCAGCACCGCGGCAGCCUCCAGCCCAUUCGAGGCGGCGCGAGGGAGCGGCCAGCCGCCGGCUAGUUUUCAGUACGAAGUGGAAGAGGACUUUCAGAAGUCGAUCCUGCGCCUGCACACCGCGCAGCGACUCGUGCAGGAGGCGCAGCGGGCGACGGCAGGCCCGUCGCCGUCGCCGCCGUCCUCAGCCCCACCGAACCACACACGUGGUGGUGGCGGCAGCACCAGCCAUGCCGGUGCGGUCGACGACGUCGUGAACAACACCGUUGUCGACUUUCAGUACCGCUUCGACCGCAUCUUUAAGCCGAGCGCGACGCAAGAGGACGUCUUUGCCACCGUCGCGAAGGGCUGCGUGGAGUCGGCGCUGGAUGGCAUGAACAGCACCGUCUUUGCCUACGGCCAGACGGGCAGCGGCAAAACGUACAGCAUCACGGGUGGGACAGAGAGCUACCAAGAUCGGGGUCUCAUCCCACGCGCGAUGGCCAUGAUCUACGAGGAAGUGGCGCGGCGACGCGAGGGCGGCGGUGGUCGAAACCGGCACCGCGGCAGCAGCGCCGGGGCCGCAGGUGAUGACGGCGACCACGCCAGCGAUGACGAUACUAGUGGCAGCGGUGCCACGACGUACACCAUCACCAUGUCCUACCUUCAGAUUUACAACGACAAGGGCCAAGACCUGCUCAACCACGGCCGCGACGCGCGCACGCUGGAGGAGCUGCCGCCCGUUACGAUACACGAGAUGGAGGAUGACAUUAUGCUCAAGGGGCUCGAGCAGCACAGUGCCCCAACGCUGGCAGACGCCCUGAACCUUCUGUUCCUCGGCGACACAAACCGCCUGUACUGCGAAACGCCAAUGAACAAGACGUCGUCACGCUCGCACUGCAUCUUCACCAUCUACCUGGAGGCCCGCUCCGCUUCUUCCUCCGUCGUGCGUCGCUCCAAGCUGAACUUCGUCGAUCUCGCCGGAAGCGAGCGCGUGAGCAAGACCGGCGUCUCGGGCACGAUCUUGACGGAGGCGAAGCACAUCAACCUCUCCCUCCACUUCCUCGAGCAAGUCAUCGUCGCGCUCAGCGAGAAGGCGAAGGGGGUGCGCGAUCACGUGCCGUAUCGCAACUCAUUUCUCACAAUGGCGCUGCGCGACAGCCUCGGCCGAAACUGCCAGACCGUCAUGCUCGCCACGGCGCACGUCGUCGCCUCGCAGGUGGCGGAGACGAUCAGCACGUGCGGGUUCGCGCAGCGCGUCGCACUCAUCCAGCAGGCGCCGCAGGUGAACGUGGAGACGGACCCGGCGCUGCUCGUGCGCAAGUUGCGCGCGGAGGUGGCGCAGCUCAAGGACGAAGUCGCCUACCUCCGCGCAAACGGCGGCGGCGGCAGUGGUGCGGCGUCACUGCCGGCCGACCGCACGCUGACGGCGGAUGAAAGGAACGUAUGCCGCGGCAUGGUCGACGCGUACAUCCAGAAGGCUGCUGUCGAUGGCGACUGGAGCUCCCGCCUCACCGGCCUUAACGGGGACAUGGCUCGUGUAUACUGCUGCUAUGAGAUUCUACGCGAGCGUCUCGUGCGCGGUGGCGGUGGCGGUGGCGCACCCCACGAUACGCAGCAGCAGCGGCAGCAGAAGCAGCGGCUGGACGACAGCGAAGCGCAGGUGACGGCACUGCGGCACACUCUGCAGCUCAAGGAAAACGAGCUACAGAUGUUGUUGACAGUGCUCAAGAAGGUGGGGCACGCGGACGCAACGAGCGGUGUUGGCGGGGCGGGUGGCGGCGCAGGCCUCGGUGCCGCCGGUAUGCGGUACAACGCCGUUGCGCAGACAGCUCACAGCGAUGGAGACGCCAUCAGCGGCAGCGGAGGGGCGGAAGGCGUGUCGGGGGCGCCCUUUGUUUUCACGAUAUCGCGAAGCAGCUCCAGAAGUCAGGGCGCGGACGUCGGUGGCAUGCAGAACGACGAGCAUCAGCAGACCGAGCUCUCGCUGAGGCGGAGCAUCUACCACGAUGCCCAGCAGCUAAUUACUCAGCUGCGCGGGUCAGCUGGAACAGCGCUCACGCAAGCCACGGCGGCCGCAGCGCCACCGCAUGUAGAGAGGACAGUCGAGGCGGCGCUGACGCGUGUCACCACCCUUGCACAGCAAGGCCAGUUCACGGAGGCCGAGGCUGCAGCCGCCACGGAGUUCUUUGAGAGCAAGCGUGAGUACCAGCAGCACGUCGCGAGCUUGCACGAGCGCGGCGAAGGGGACAAGAACAACGGUGGCGACGGCGGCAGUGGUGGUGGUGGUGGGGACGCCCGCACGGCGGUGGACGUGCUGAUGGACGAGCAGUUUCUGCAAAACCGCGCGCAGGCGCUGGAGGCUUUCAAGGCAUCCUACGAGGCGCAGCACAAGGUGGAGGAGACAAAGCUGCUGCUCCGGCCCAAGUACGCAGCGUGCAAGGCCACGGCGCAGCAGCUCAACGCCUGCGUAGACGCCAUCAAACAGCUGAAGACCAAGAUCCAGCGCCGGCGAGCCGAGCGGGCGGCGGACGGCAGCGAUGUCGUCGACGCCGAGGAAGCCGCGUGGCUGGCGGAGCUGAGCUCCACAAAAGAGCGCUACAACGUUCACGCGGGGCAGCUGCGGCACGACAAGGAAGAAAUCGACGGCAUGCAUGCCUAUCUCAAGCACGCACAGGAGCAGCUGGUGCGCGACUUCGAGCGUUGGUUCAGCGCACGACAGCAACAGGUGCAGCUGGCUGUGCAGCAGCAAGAGCUGCAUGCGCAGCACCGGCAUGAGGAAGAGAGGCGAACAGAACUGACAGAUAGCUUGCGAGCGGCCCUCGGGGUAUCAUCGACCAACGCCCCGUUAUCCGAGAAGCCAGGCCCGAACAUGUGCGCCACGUCGCCAUCGUCGCCGUGUGGCAACACUGGUUACACUGCGAACUCGAUCACGAGUAGCCAGUGCGACAGCAGCCUGCCCUUCUCACCACUAUUCUCGGCCGCUCAGCCGCAACGCUCCUACGCGCACUCGGCCUCCAACUCCAUGAUCGCAGUGCCGUGCCUGCCCGACACGGGCGGCAGUGGCGGAUUGCCGGCAGCGCUACUGCCAUCCACCACGCAAGCGCCUGGGCGCGGUGAGCACCACUCCUCGUCGGUGCCGACACUCUCGCUGACUACACCGUCAGCGCGGCUGGCGAUGACGGUGAGGGAUGGUCAGUCGCACUCUGCGGACGGGGCCCUGACACGCCUAUCGCCGUCGUCUACGGUGCAGCGAGACAGCGCCAGCACAUCGCCACCGGCUACCUCGCCAGGGCUCACGGGACCAGCGCGGAACGGCUGGACAACAGCAAAGGAGAGCAGAACGUUGAUGGUGGUGGGUGGCGGCACGGAUACCGCACCGAGUUCGACGCGGCCGUUCCAUCUCCUGCCUAUUGGCGGCACCACCGCCACCACCACGGCCGCCGACGGCACGGCCUCGUCUGUCGCCCCCACCAGCAAGAAGCCGAGCAACCCGUACUUCCCGCUGUUCCCGUCCACUGGCAACGCCGCCGCGGAUGCACAGCUGGCGGAGCUCUACAAGGCGAGAGAGGCCAUGCGCCAGCAGUUCCAGUGA
Leishmania mexicana MHOM/GT/2001/U1103 is the source of this 3669-nucleotide messenger RNA. Its product is annotated as putative kinesin. Gene Ontology annotation, molecular function: microtubule motor activity; microtubule binding; ATP binding. NCBI's taxonomy places the organism in Eukaryota, Euglenozoa, Kinetoplastea, Trypanosomatida, Trypanosomatidae. The coding region runs from base 1 to 3669 and encodes 1222 amino acids. The record is from RefSeq and is a predicted model, not a curated record. The transcript has a single exon. Gene Ontology annotation, biological process: microtubule-based movement.